Messenger RNA from Photinus pyralis (common eastern firefly), 808 nucleotides. Its product is annotated as forkhead box protein L1-like. Gene Ontology annotation, molecular function: DNA-binding transcription factor activity, RNA polymerase II-specific; RNA polymerase II cis-regulatory region sequence-specific DNA binding. Lineage: Eukaryota; Metazoa; Arthropoda; Insecta; Coleoptera; Lampyridae. The transcript has 2 exons. Bases 27 to 704 code for a protein of 225 amino acids. Gene Ontology annotation, biological process: cell differentiation; anatomical structure morphogenesis; regulation of transcription by RNA polymerase II. The record is from RefSeq and is a predicted model, not a curated record.
GCGAUGGGUAAAACGUGAAAGUGAGAAUGUUUUCAUCCAAAGUUGAGUAUCCGGAUCUCUUGCAAAGUUUCAGCUCGUGCGAAAUCUCCCACUUACAUUAUCACAAUUACCUGACGCGACACUGCAUCUACCCCUAUUUUCCUCACCUUUGGUUACCGCUACCGGUAAGGGUGCAACAACCGCCGCGUCCCGAGAAGCCCCCUUACUCGUACAUCGCCUUAAUCGCGAUGGCAAUUAGUUCGUCUCCAAAGCAGCGAUUGACACUCAGUGGCAUUUACCGUUACAUAAUGGACAAUUUUCCCUACUACCGCGACAAUAAGCAGGGUUGGCAAAACUCGAUAAGGCACAACCUAAGUUUGAAUGACUGCUUCGUGAAGGUUCCCAGAGAUCGUGUGUCGCCCGUCGGUCCGGAACAGACCGGAGGAAAAGGAAGCUACUGGAUGUUGGAUCCUGCGGCCAUUAACAUGUUCGAAAAAGGAAAUUAUAGACGAAGGAAAACGCGCAGACAAAGAGUAUCGGAGUGUACCUCCACUUUAUUACAGGAACAAGCACUCGCGUUAGUUUCAAGAAAUUCAUCAAAUUCCUCCACGAAAACGGGCGAAGAAGGGAUUUGCGAAACUCCUUUACAUAAAUAUAAAAACUCGAGUUUAUUUACGAUAGAAAAUCUCAUAAAAUCUAGCAAUAUUAGUGAUAAAGUUGAUUAAACAGUUCGAUGUUUGUUUACGUCUUUUUCUUUGAUGUUACCAUAUCAAAAUGUGAUUGUAUCGGUGUUAGCUUUAGUAAUAAUAAAUAAGUGUUUAUGUCUUUA